Messenger RNA from Talpa occidentalis (Iberian mole), 2261 nucleotides. It is a transcript of the gene WDR18, whose product is annotated as WD repeat domain 18. The coding region runs from base 68 to 1366 and encodes 432 amino acids. The transcript is spliced from 10 exons. Lineage: Eukaryota; Metazoa; Chordata; Mammalia; Eulipotyphla; Talpidae. The record is from RefSeq and is a predicted model, not a curated record. Gene Ontology annotation, cellular component: nuclear pre-replicative complex. Gene Ontology annotation, biological process: DNA-templated DNA replication; rRNA processing. Gene Ontology annotation, molecular function: protein binding.
UCUAGCCCGCGUGGCGCAUAAAACGUCUCGCUAGUGAUGACGCAAGUCCGGGCAGGGAGGCUGCAAGAUGGCGGCGCCCAUGGAGGUGGCCGUGUGUACGGAUUCGGCGGCCCAGCUGUGGAGCUGCGUCGUGUGGGAGCUGCACUCCGGCGCCAAUCUGCUCACGUACCGCGGCGGCCAGGCCGGGCCUCGCGGCCUGGCGCUCCUUAAUGGCGAGUACCUGCUGGCGGCGCAGCUGGGCAAGAACUACAUCAGCGCCUGGGAACUGCAACGGAAGGACCAGCUCCAGCAGAAGAUUAUGUGUCCCGGACCUGUCACCUGUUUGACCACAUCGCCCAAUGGCCUCUACGUCCUGGCAGGGAUUGCAGAAAGUAUCUAUCUAUGGGAGGUCUCCACGGGAAACCUCCUGGUCAUCCUGAGCCGCCACUACCAGGACAUCUCAUGCCUGCAGUUCACUGGGGACAGCAGCCACUUCCUGUCGGGGGGCAAGGAUUGCCUGGUGCUGGUGUGGAAUCUCUGCAGUGUGCUACAGGUGGACCCCUCCAGGACCCCUGUUCCCCGGCACAUCUGGUCUCGCCACACUCUCCCCAUCACUGACCUACAUUGCGGCUUCGGGGGGCCCUUGGCCCGGGUAGCCACAGCCUCUUUGGACCAGACGGUGAAGCUGUGGGAGAUCUCCUCGGGUGAGCUGCUGCUCUCCGUGCUCUUCGACGUGAGCAUCAUGGCCGUGACCAUGGAUCUGGCCGAGCAUCACAUGUUCUGUGGCGGCAGCGACGGCUCCAUCUUCCAGGUCGAUCUCUGCACCUGGCCCGGGCAGAGAGAGAAGAGCUUCCAUUCCGACCAGGACUGUGGGAAGGUCUUCAAAGGACACAGGAACCAGGUGACUUGCCUGUCCGUGUCCACGGACGGCACCGUGCUGCUCUCGGGCUCCCACGACGAGACGGUGCGGCUGUGGGACGUCCAGAGCAAGCAGUGCAUCCGGACGGUCACCCUCAAAGGCCCGGUGACCAACGCCUCCAUCAUGCUGGCCCCUGUCAGCAUGCUGAGCUCCGACUUCAGGCCCGGCCUGCCCCUGCCCCACUUCAACAAGCACUUGCUGGGAGCCGAGCACGGGGACGAGCGGCACCGCGGGGGCCUCACCCUGCGCCUGGGCCUCCACCAGCAGGGAUCAGAGCCCAGCUACCUGGAGCGGACCGAGCACCUGCACGUGGUCACGUGCAACACCAUGGAGAAGAAUGUCCUGGGCGGCCAGGACCAGCUGCGCAUCCGCGUGACCGAGCUGGAGGAUGAAGUACGGAACCUGCGCAAGAUCAACCGCGACCUGUUUGACUUCUCCACCCGCAUCAUCACGCGGCCGGCCAAGUGAGCCUCUCCCGCACCCCCCCAGCCCCCAGCCAGACUGCCGGGUGCGCACUGGGGGUGUGGGCCACAGCCCGGUCCUGGCCCACCCAGGGCAGGCCCUCCCCAGGGACCAGCCUGCUCAAGGCUCAGAGCUCGCGCUUUGCCACUUUCUGAUGUUUGGAUUUUACAGGGUCCUGUCGCCUGAGUAUGGACCCCCGGUCUUUGUGUCAUUUUGGUGCUGUUCUCUUUUUAACAAAAGACUUGUGAAAACUCCUUUUUGGGUCUGUGUGUGUACGGGGUGUUUCCAGAUUCUUCCCCAUGGCCGGGCUGCCUCAUGGAACCUCCCCCAGCCUCUUGCAGCAUUCCAGUUUUUUAAUCCAUUGAGAGAAACUGGAGCUCAGAUGUUCCCAACAGUCCAGUUGCUGCCUCAGUGCCUUUGCACAGCGGUGAAGACCAGUCACUCCCAUGGAGGGCACCGCCGGGCGCAGGGCUCUGAGCCAAGGUCACCUGGGUCAAGAGAGGGAGCUCAGUGUGGCCACAGUGCCUGUCCCUCUGAUGGCCACCAGAUGGUUCUCCCAACCCAGGGCGGGCAACCAAACCUGAGGGUAGUGGCCAGUUCCCAGGUCCCCCAGAGGGACACACAUGCAGGUCGCUCUACCCACACUGUUUUGUGGACAUCAGAGGCCUGAGAGGCCAGACUUACUGCCCUGAGGACACUGCCAGCCAGUGCCUGGAGCCCAGCCCAGAUGAAUGUCCCAAGGCCACUAACAAAACCUUCCAGAGAGCAGCCCCCAGCUGACAGUACUGCUUAAUGAUCCAGAAAACCCAUGUGAUUGAGCGGUGCUGUAACUGCGGCGGCUGCAGCAGCGGCCAGUGCUGAGUUAAUGCUUUCAGGCUAAUGGCACUUCCCCCUUCUGGGG